Messenger RNA from Leishmania major strain Friedlin, 1347 nucleotides. Its product is annotated as putative DnaJ protein. Gene Ontology annotation, molecular function: Hsp70 protein binding; ATP binding. The record is from RefSeq and is a predicted model, not a curated record. Gene Ontology annotation, cellular component: cytoplasm; cytosol. Gene Ontology annotation, biological process: response to heat; protein refolding. The coding region runs from base 1 to 1347 and encodes 448 amino acids. The transcript has a single exon. Lineage: Eukaryota; Euglenozoa; Kinetoplastea; Trypanosomatida; Trypanosomatidae.
AUGGUGCGCGAAACGGAGCUGUACGAGGUGUUGAACGUGUCGGUCGAGGCCAAUGAGCACGAGAUCAAGCGGUCCUACCGCCGGCUGGCCCUCAAGUACCACCCCGACAAGAACACCGGCGAUGAGGCCGCGGCGGACAUGUUCAAGAAGGUGAGCAACGCCUACGAGGUGCUCAGCGACCCCGAGAAGCGGAAGGUGUACGACAAGUACGGCAAGGAAGGGCUAGAAAGGGGCACGGGCGAGGGUGGCGGCUUCCAUGAUGCGACGGACAUCUUCUCCAUGUUCUUCGGCGGAGGCGCGCGGGAGCGCGGGGAGCCAAAGCCGAAGGACAUCGUCCACGAGCUCGAGGUGAAACUGGAUGACCUGUACAACGGCGCCACGAAGAAAGUGAUGAUCUCGCGUAACCGCUUCUGCGGUGCCUGCGAGGGCAGUGGACUGAAGUCCGGCGGCAAGCGCACCACCUGCGCCCAGUGCCGCGGUCGCGGUGCGCUGCUGCGCACCCAACAGGUCUUCCCCGGGUUCCAUCAUCAGGUGCAGGUGCGCUGCCCUGCCUGUGGUGGCGAGGGCGAAAUCGUUGCGGCCUCUGACCUCUGCACCGGCUGCCGCGGCAAGCGCGCGGUACGCGAGAAGAGUGUGCUGGAGGUGCACAUUGGCCGUGGCGCCUCCAAGUCGGACCACUUCACCUUCAUUGGCGAGGGCAAUCAGGAGCCCGGGAUCCGUCUGUCUGGCGACGUGCUUAUCUUUUUGAGGGUGCGCCCGCAUCCCGUCUUUCACCGCAUAAACGACCAUCUCAUGAUGCGCUGCUCCAUUACCCUGCAGGAGGCGCUGUGCGGGUUCGAGGUGCCCAUCGAGCAUCUCGACGGCCGCCAGCUUGUCAUCAAGGCGUCGCCCGGCCAGGUGGUGCACAGCGACAGUGCCUGGAGCGUGUACAAUGAAGGCAUGCCGGUAAAGGGCACCGGUGGUCUGCAGAAAGGCAAACUGUUCAUCUACUUUGAUGUCGAGUGGCCAGAGACGCUGCCGAGGGAACAGAUCGACAAGAUCGUGACAGCCUUCAACGUGCCGGAGAAGCCUGGCAAGCUGGGCGGGCAUGUGGUGGAGCUGAGGGAGUACAAGGCCGCCGGCAAGUUCAAGAGCGGCAAGAAUGAGAAGCGCGGUGGUACGGCGGGGUCGCGGUCUGCCGGCGCUGGCCGUGGGCGUGAAGCCGCUCGGGGCCGCCAGGCGCACGCCGAGGAGGACGAAUUUGAGGAUGUCACUGACGACGAUGACGACGAGCAGCAGCAGUACUUCCGCGCAGGUCCGCAAGGCUUCAACGGCAACACGCAGACCGUAGAGUGUGCACAGCAGUAG